GAUGCUGCUUGCCUCCAAAGCGUCACGUGAGCUUUCUCCAGGCUGUGACGUUGAAUUCUGCUCUGUCAGAAGACGGCAUCUGUCAAAGCCCACAUAUAAAGCACUGCCUGAGCGAGGCAGCAGCAGCAGCAUAGGAAGCUGCCUCCAUUCUCCAGACCACAUCCUCCCCCUGCAAGCUCCGGCUUCUGCACAAGCUGCCUAGCAACAAGACCGGAGGUAAAUCCUCGCCACUAUUUAAUUCAACUGGACCUUUUCUUCAAUGCUGCCGAGAUCAGUCGGCAUUGGCAUGGAUACAGAUGGCUGAACGCUGCAUUAGGGACAAAAGGAAUGAUAUGUGAAGGCUUUCAAUGCAGGGGGAGCUGCCAGACCAUCUCCUGGGGAUAUGAGCGCUCUCCUGAUGGAGGGACAUACACAAUGCCUAUGACUGGGACCGGAGAGGGGGCAAGCAGCGUACAGGCGGUCAGUCGGCAGAAACGUAUACAGAAGGGAGAUUUUUGAUGCAAGUGCGCAUGUUCCAUUUCUACCCCCCUCAAACGAUUACGUGCCCAAACUAUUCUCAAUAGGUGUAUUCCAACAGCGUGAACCGGGUCAUAAAAACAAAAGGUUCUCGUCUAGGAAAUGGUUAAACCAAUGGUGAAGACCGCAGGCCGCCACAUUCUAAAUACUGCCAGACGGGUGGGGGUGGAUUAACAAACCGGGAACUGGAGCAGAUGCAGUACAACUGCAUCAGGAUUUGAAAAGCAUGCUUCAGUGGAGGAGACGUCACUGCUGCCUUGCCAAGAUGAGCUGGAAUAGCAAGCGCUCUCUUUUUCGGACCCAUCUCACUGGGCUCUUGUCCCUGGUGUUCUUGUUUGCCAUGUUCCUGUUUUUUAAUCACCACAAUUCAUUCACCGGCAGAGCGGGAAUGAAAGAAAAUCCAGUGACUCAUGCAAUACGAGGAUUUAAAGCAACAAAAAGCGAGACCAACAGCUCCCUAAGGAAUAUCUGGAAGGAUACGAUGCCUCAAACACUAAGACCCCACACAAUGUCCAACUUAAGUAACACGGAAUCACAACUGCAAGGAGUGACCGGCUUGGAGAACACCUUGAGCACCAAUGGAAGCAUUUACAGUGAAAAGGGCUUUGGCCACCAAAACUUGUACCAUUACAAAUAUAUCAUCAAUGAGCCGGAAAAAUGCCAAGGAAAAACGCCCUUCCUCAUACUACUCAUAGCAGCAGAGCCCCGACAAAUUGAGGCUCGACAGGCUAUAAGACAGACCUGGGGGAACGAGAGCCUGGCAGCCGGCAUCCAUAUUGUAAGACUCUUUCUUUUGGGUUUGCACACCAAGAUAAAUGGGUUAAUUGAACAGGCUAUUGUGGACGAAAGCAGGCAGUACCAUGAUAUCAUCCAACAAGAGUAUUUAGACACUUACUAUAAUCUAACCAUUAAGACGCUGAUGGGCAUGAACUGGGUGGCAACAUAUUGCCCACAUGUGCCAUAUGUCAUGAAGACAGACAGUGACAUGUUUGUGAACACAGAAUAUCUGAUCCAUAAACUACUGAAGCCUGACCAACCACCAAGAGCCAACUACUUUACAGGGUAUUUAAUGAGAGGCUAUGCACCGAACCGUAACAAAGACAGUAAAUGGUACAUGUCACCAGAUCUGUACCCAAGUGAGCGCUACCCUGUGUUUUGUUCUGGGACUGGCUAUGUGUUUUCUGGAGACCUAGCAGAGAAAAUAUUUAAAGUGUCUUUAAGUAUUAGACGGUUACACUUAGAAGACGUGUAUGUUGGCAUCUGUCUAGCCAAGCUGCGUAUUGACCCUAUACCCCCGCCCAAUGAGUUUGUAUUCAAUCACUGGAGAGUGUCCUAUUCUAGCUGUAAAUAUAGUCACCUAAUUACCUCCCAUCAGUUCCAGCCUAGUGAACUGAUCAAAUACUGGAAUCACUUACAACUGAACAAGCACAACGCCUGUGCCAAUGCAGCCAAGGAAAAAGCCAGUAGGUACCGGCAUCGUAAAAUGCACUAAAAAGGACUAAAAAAAUGAUGGACUAUUUCAUGUGUCCAUUACCAGAUAUAAAAGCAUGUGCAGUGGCAGUGAACUUAUUUGAGCUGUAAAUGGGAUGAGAAAUUAUUUUUUUAUUAUUCCAAAAAGAAUAGAAAAAAACUGUAUGGAAUUAAAAAAGCAGGU
Molecule: messenger RNA, 2170 nt
Organism: Bufo bufo (common toad)
Lineage: Eukaryota; Metazoa; Chordata; Amphibia; Anura; Bufonidae
Product: beta-1,3-galactosyltransferase 2
Exons: 2
Coding region: 743-2008 (421 amino acids)
Cellular component (GO): membrane
Molecular function (GO): N-acetyl-beta-D-glucosaminide beta-(1,3)-galactosyltransferase activity
Source: RefSeq, a predicted model, not a curated record